Mauremys mutica (yellowpond turtle) is the source of this 1201-nucleotide messenger RNA. RefSeq names its product probable G-protein coupled receptor 34. Bases 1 to 1023 code for a protein of 340 amino acids. Gene Ontology annotation, cellular component: membrane. The record is from RefSeq and is a predicted model, not a curated record. Gene Ontology annotation, molecular function: G protein-coupled purinergic nucleotide receptor activity. Gene Ontology annotation, biological process: G protein-coupled receptor signaling pathway. NCBI's taxonomy places the organism in Eukaryota, Metazoa, Chordata, Testudines, Geoemydidae. The transcript has a single exon.
AUGGGCUCCUGGAGCACUCUUUUUCCUGCCACUGAGUUCACACAGCCUCAGACAAACAGCUCUGUUUGUGAUAUCCAAGAUGGCUUCCUUGCAGUGACCCUCCCUGUGAUGUACUCUCUCAUCUUCAUCAUCAGCCUGCUCAGCAACAUGCUGGCCCUCUGGGUGUUCUGGCACCACACGCAGAGGAAGACCUCCAUCACAGUUUACAUGAGGAACCUGGCUUUGUCGGAUCUCCUGCUCUCCCUCUGCUUACCCUUCCGGGUGGCCUAUCAAAACCACAGCGGCCCUUUGGUCCUCUGCACGGUAGUUGGUGCUUUCUUCUACCUCAACAUGUACGUCAGCAUCAUGUUCCUCAGCCUGAUCAGCCUGGACCGCUACCUGAAGAUCAUUCGGCCUCUCCAGCAGUUUAAAAUCCACACCCUGCCUUGCAGCACAGUAGCUGCGAGGGUGGUUUGGGUGGCCUAUGCCAUUUUCACGCUGCCUUUCUUUUUUGAGACUAGGGAAAAAAGGCCUUGUGCCAACAAGUGCUUCCACUUCAGGAGCAAACACCCACUGGGGGCAGCCCUCAACAUGGUCGCCGUGGCCACCUUCUUCAUUCACCUGGGGCUCUUCCUCUAUUUUUAUGGCAUGAUAUCUGCCAAGCUCCACAAAGUCUCCUCAGGGAAAGUUCAGCAGCAGAGCAGAAGGACAAGCAGCAGGGCCAUCACAAAGACCUUUGUGGUCCUGGUCAUCUUCACUGUGUGCUUUGCCCCCUAUCACUUUGUCCGCGUGCCAUACAUCCUGGCUCAGCUGGAUGUCAUCUCCAGCACACAGUGGAAGCAGGCUCUCCACAUCACCAAUGAGCUUGUUUUGUGCAUCUCGGCCCUCAACAGCUGCUUGGACCCUGUGAUUUUCUUUUUCUUCUCCAGCAGCUUCAGGAAAGCAGUAUUAUGCACCAUCCGAGGCAAGCUGAAGAGAGCUCUUCUGAGGAAUCAGGGGGCUCUAAACCACAGUAAAUCCAUCACAGAACCAGGGCUGGAUUAAAGAAUUUUGAGGCCCUGUGCACUAGGAAGCUUGGCCUGCCCACAUCUUCCUUAAACUAGACAGAGCAUGUGAUCUGCAGUCUGUAAAUAGGAGAACAGGUCUCGUUACCAUUACUUAAAAUAAAAACAAAACACACACAAACCAAUCCAAUGCUUAGCUCAGCCAGCCCAGAGCAGUG